UUACAAGGACUCAUGGAUCCAACUGGUGGAACCAACAGAACAGCUGUUACUGAAUUCAUUUUACUGGGCCUGGUGGAAACAGAAAAGCUGCAGAAUCUGCUCUUUGCAAUCUUCUUCUUUGCCUACCUGGUCACUGUUGGAGGCAACCUCAGCAUCCUGGCAGCCGUUGUGCUAGAUUCCAAACUCCAUAGUCCCAUGUACUUCUUUUUGGGGAACCUAUCAGUGUUGGAUGUUGGAUGUAUCACUGUCACAGUUCCUGCAAUGUUGGUUCAUCUCCUGUCUCACAGGCGUACAAUUCCCUAUGAAUCCUGCCUCUCACAACUGUUCUUCUUUCACCUCCUGGCUGGGAUGGACUGCUUCCUGUUGACAGCCAUGGCCUAUGACCGAUUCCUGGCCAUCUGCCAACCCCUCACUUAUAGCACUCGCAUGAGCAAGACGAUCCAGGUGAUACUGGUGGCUGUGUCCUGGGUAUUCGCCUUCUCCAAUGCCCUGACUCACACGAUCGCCCUAAGUACUCUGGACUUCUGUGGUCCCAACAAGGUUAAUCACUUCUAUUGUGACCUCCCACAGCUCUUCCAGCUCUCAUGUUCCAGCACUCAACUCAAUGAGCUGAUUCUUUUUGGUAUGGGUUUCCUGAUGGCAGGUAUACCUGUGUUGCUUAUCAUUAUCUCCUAUAUCCAUGUGGCAACUGCAGUUCUACGCAUUCGCUCGGUGGAGGGCAGGAAGAAGGCUUUCUCUACAUGUGGCUCCCAUCUCACUGUAGUUCUUCUCUUUUAUGGGACUGGUAUCUUCAACUACAUGCGUCUGGGUUCUGAGGAGGCUUCAGACAAAGAUAAAGGGGUUGGAAUUUUCAAUACAGUUAUCAACCCCAUGUUGAAUCCUUUUAUCUAUAGCCUUAGGAACCCUGAUGUUCAGGGUGCUCUGUGGCGGGUUCUUGUGGGGAGACAGUCACAGACCUGA
Sorex fumeus (smoky shrew) is the source of this 960-nucleotide messenger RNA. RefSeq names its product olfactory receptor 3A2-like. Gene Ontology annotation, cellular component: membrane. Bases 13 to 960 code for a protein of 315 amino acids. The record is from RefSeq and is a predicted model, not a curated record. Gene Ontology annotation, biological process: G protein-coupled receptor signaling pathway. Gene Ontology annotation, molecular function: G protein-coupled receptor activity; olfactory receptor activity. NCBI's taxonomy places the organism in Eukaryota, Metazoa, Chordata, Mammalia, Eulipotyphla, Soricidae. The transcript has a single exon.